Molecule: messenger RNA, 634 nt
Organism: Hibiscus syriacus
Lineage: Eukaryota; Viridiplantae; Streptophyta; Magnoliopsida; Malvales; Malvaceae
Product: mavicyanin-like
Exons: 2
Coding region: 13-564 (183 amino acids)
Cellular component (GO): plasma membrane
Molecular function (GO): electron transfer activity
Source: RefSeq, a predicted model, not a curated record
GCCGGUUUUAGCAUGGGUUUUCCUAAGAGCGUUGUGGCUGGGAUUGUUGUGGCGUUGCUGCGGUUGUCUGAUGCGGCUGUUUACAAGGUUGGGGACGCCGGUGGUUGGACCUCCAUUGGGAACCUUGAUUACAAGCAAUGGGCUACUACUAAGACCUUUCAACUUGGUGACAUUAUUCAUUUUGAGUACAAUGCUCAGUUUCACAAUGUGAUGCGAGUAACACAUUCGAUGUACAAGGCCUGCAAUGCCUCAGCUCCUUUGGCCACCUAUGCUACCGGCAAUGACACCAUUAACAUAACCGCAAAGGGUCACCACUACUUUAUUUGUGGCGUUCCCGGACACUGUCAAUCCGGACAGAAAGUCGACAUCAACGUGCUCCGUGAAUCCGAAACAGCUGCAACUCCCUCGGGAAUGUCCCCUGCAUCUGCUUCGAUUCCUUCGGCCGGUGGGCCUGUGUCUUCACCGAGCGGUGCCAUCUCCUUGAAAGGUUCUUCCAAGGGGAGUCUUACCAACCUUUGUUUAGCAAUGGCUGCUUCUGCAGUUUUUGUGUCAGUUUUUCCCUGAAUAAUUUUGGUUUCUUUUUGUUAUACUGCAGAGACAUGUAUUUUCAUGGAAUACUCUAAUAAUGGUAUAA